AGAGAAGGAGAAGGCUAUGUUCUGUAUUACAGUUGUGUACAUUUGCAUUUUUUGUACUGUGGAGCCCGGAUGGAAGGUGGUAUUUAAAUUUAAUGCAUCAUGGUGAUAAUAUAUAAUUUGUGUGGCUUGACAAGAGGUAACCCAUCUGUGCGGAGAAUUAUCGUAUGUACUUAAAAGCUGAAGUAAGGAUUUUGACAGGUGUCAUCCCCUCCCUCCCCACCUGCUGGAUUGUGCCGUGAUGAGCCUUUGAAUUGAAUUUCCACUUCAGGUCAACUGCUAAAAGUAAAGGAGAUCUGCUGAAGCUGCAGGAGAGUGACCUUGGCUUUUUUCCUGCGGGGUGGUUGGGAAGGGAGAACAUAUGAGUGUUGAGGUAAGAGUUGAGGGGUGCAGCUCAUCACCACCUGGGUCGCUUCAUGCUUCAUUUUAUUUUAUCUCUAUGACACCUUUCACUCACACGAGUCACAAAGAGGCUUACAAACAAUAAAUAACAAAAGCAUAAUAGAACAUCACAAAGUUUGACUUUAUAGUCACCGUUGCUGUGUCCCUUGAAUCUAUUGUGGAAACCUAACUGCAUUUUAUUUAUUUAGCAGGAUUUAUGUACUGCAUAAUCCUCAAAAUUCCUUUGGCGAUUUACAUAAAAAUGAAUUCUGUAUGAUAGUGUAGGAAAAGUAAUCUGGUGUGUCUUCACUCUGCACACAGUAUUUCCACCUUUGCUGUCUUUGGUGGCUGUGUUGUUUUGACUGGAAUUGACAGACUCAAAGAAAACAUUCAACUUAGAUUUCUCUUAUCAAAAUUGCAAUAAUUCUCUUAGCUAAAGAGUGGUAAAAUGGCCUAGUGAGAACAGGAGAGGGAAGUCAGAGGUUAGGAGAUAAAACACCCAGUCAUAUAUAUAAUGCAGAGCUUUCCAAACUUUUCAUGUUGGUGACACACUUUUUAGACAUGCAUCAUUUCGUGACACAGUAAUUCAGUUUUACUAGCAAACGAGGUUAAACCAACCCCUUUCCAGCCCCAGGAGAAGUUUGGGGAAUGUUUGCGCGACACACUGCAGCCAACGCUAACGUGUCGUGAGACAGUGUUUGGAAAGCUCUGAUAUAAUGUAUCAUUGUUUUGAAACAUUGUCUCCAGUGGAGUUUAGUAGUUCACUUAAUUGCAAAAUCAUGGUAAUACAGGACAAUUAGUUGGGUGACCACACCCUGAAAAACUAGUUCCACUACCAACUUUUAGUUAGUGGAAAAGGAUAGUGUGGAAUAUUUAGUUUCUUAAUGAUGCAGUGAGUAUAAAGCUGUAUUUCAACUGUACAUCUAAGAGUUUGUGGCCUUUGACUUGUCAGAAUGGUCAGAGGAGAAGGGUUCUGAACAGUAACAUGCAGCUAUGAACAUUUGCAAGUUGGUGAUAUGCAUGAUUAGUGAUGUUAAAUUCUUGAGAAUAAUCUUUUGGAGAAUAUUCUUGAGAAUACUCUCCAAAAGAUUAUUCUCGAGAAUUUAAAAUCACUGUGAAUGAACAUAAUACUAAUACAACUGCACCCUUGUUUAAUUAGAAUAAAACUGCAUUAUUAAUCCCAUUUACUUGAGAAUAAACCCCAUUGAAAUCAAUAGGACUUACUUCUGAGUAGACACGGUAAUGAAAGAGCUAAAACAUUGUAUUAUUGAUUUCUGAAGAGCAGAAACGGCAAUAUUUAAAAACUUUUUAUUUCUCUUUCACUGUUAAAGUAUGUAUAUUUUUUCCAUACAAUGUGUGAUUGCAAUGCUUUGUUCUAGACUUCACAACUCUUUUUCCAACUUUUUUACUCAAGAAACUGGGUAUUUGUACUAGACAAACAUUCCAUGGGGUUUGCUCUAAAUCCUUAAUAUGUUAUACAUCUUGCUCUUUUCAGGCACUUGAAACUUCUAUCAUAUGAGUCAGUUAUGUGAGCAGUUCAGGAAUGGAUGAAACUGCUGAUUGUAUGAAGAUGGAGGCUGGAGACUAUGGGCUAGCUAAUCACACUUCUGUGUUCAAGACUCUUCCUCUACAGCAGAACGCUCUCUCAGGAGAUCAACUUCCAUUGUCUGGCAACAAGUUUUCAUCAAACAAGUUUGAUCAUCUGGAGAGGCCUUUUACUUGUCCGACUGGAAAUACUUCCUGCAGUUUCGGCUACUAUUCAGGACCGCCAUCCCCUGAGAGGUAUCAAGCAGCAGGAGUGCAAAGACCAUUUGGAACAAGUGCUAAUGGGCAGUGGAGGAACUGUGAUUCUACCCUGGGUCCCGUUUUACAGAAGCCUAGAGCAAACCGCAGCGUAUAUUUUGAUGCACGCAAAAGUCAAAGUACGACAUCAAAUUCCUUUGCAGGGAAAUCAAAUCACCAUUGCCAUAUUUCUGCAUUUGAAAAAUCCUUUCCAAUUAAGUCUGUUACUAGUCCAUCAUGGAGUGCUCAAUGUCGUCGGAGCUUACUAAGUCCCAAGAAAUCCCAAAGGAGAUCCAUCAGCACCGCAGAAGAGACAGUUCGAGAGGAAGAAAAAGAGAUUUACAGGCAACUGAUUCAAAUGGUUACAGGGAAGAAAUGCUCAGUCUCAAAGUCCUCUUCAUUGUUGUCUCUCAACCUACCCAGAUGCGCAGGUCCCAAUAAAAACCUUGUGAAAGAAGCUGAAAAUCAGAGUAGGAAACCUUUUGAAGCUUAUUGCCCCACCGCAGGCAACCAAUCAUCUGGUGUUCUCAGGACUCAGGAGCAACACUCGCACAAACCACUGCCACAUCCAGUCCAUAAUUUCCCUUCACGUGUUACCUUUGAGCCCAAGGACACCAAUACAGCAGCUCGGCAAAAUAGUGUGUCAGCAUUGGAUUUGCAUGCUGAAGGAUCUGACUCUGUCAUAAUGCUCAAUGGCCAAGACUUCAAAUCUCCAGCACCAAGCACACCUUUCUUUGAGGCUGAAUUGUGGAUCAAAGAAUUAACCAGCGUAUAUGAUUCCCGAGCCCGUGAGAGAUGGCGACAGAUAGAAGAGCAAAAAGCUUUGGCAUUGCAAUUGCAGAAGCAGAGGCUGCAGAAACAGGAGUUUUUGGUACCUGAUUCAGUCAACUUACAUUUGCGAGUACCUCUCGAGAAGGAGAUUCCUGUCACGAUUGUGCCAGAAGAAAAGAAGACCACUGAUGGGGAGGAAGAGUUCCCUGAAAUUACAGAGGAAAUGGAGAGGGAAAUAAAGAGUGUACUACGAAGCGGGAACCAGGAUGAGGUGCUGAGCGAAGCCUUCCGGUUGACAAUAACUAGGAAAGAUAUUCAGACUCUUAACCACCUCAAUUGGCUCAAUGAUGAGAUAAUUAACUUCUACAUGAAUAUGCUAAUGGAAAGAAGUAAACAGAGGGGCUUUCCAACGGUUCAUGCAUUCAACACAUUUUUCUUCACCAAGUUAAAAACUGCUGGGUACCAAGCUGUGAAGCGUUGGACUAAAAAAGUGGAUGUAUUUUCUGUUGACAUCCUGCUGGUGCCUAUUCACCUUGGUGUCCACUGGUGCCUAGCAGUUAUUGACUUCAGGAAAAAAAGCAUCACCUACUACGAUUCAAUGGGAGGAACCAACACUGAAGCUUGCAAGAUAUUGUUGCAGUACCUAAAGCAGGAAAGCUUAGACAAAAAGCGGAAGGAAUUUGAUACCAAUGGCUGGGUGCAGCAGAGUAAACGGAGCCAGGAGAUUCCUCAACAGAUGAAUGGAAGUGACUGUGGGAUGUUUGCCUGUAAAUAUGCUGACUGCAUUACCAAAGACAAACCAAUCAAUUUCACUCAGCAACAUAUGCCUUACUUCCGAAAACGGAUGGUCUGGGAGAUCCUCCAUCGCAAGCUGCUGUGAUUUCAUGCGAAAUGCAAGCCCCUUCAGAGACUGCAAACCCAGGCUAUUGCCCUUCUUGGCCAUUUCCGAAGUGGGCUGCAUGGGUUUCCUGCUGAAGCUUAAAGACUGUGUACAAUACAUUUUGUGUGGUUUUCUUUUUAAAAAAAUAAAAAUAAAAAAUAAAUGAAUUAUAUUUCGUGGAGCAGUGUGCCAUGGAACUUUUUCAGAAGCACACUUGCCUUUUUCUCUCUUGGAACCCUGUUUUUUUAACAAGUGACAUUUGGAGAUGCUGAGGAGUACUGACUUUCACCUUCAGUGAGUUUUCCUCUUUUUACAGUCUCAGUCCUUUCGAAAUGGCCAGCUUCUGCAAACAACUUGAAACCUUCCAGGCUUCAACUGUGUGGGGCACUUGUACUAUUGUAUUGCAUUUACCAAGACAUGGAGAAAAAUGGCUUUCAUGGCAUUCAGUAAGGGCAGUGCUACAUGUUACAAUUACUGCAGGUGGUCUUCUGCAGCAAAUAAAGUCAUGUGGAGGUACAACAUGCAUGUACAUAUGUGUCUGGGGAAACCUGAUUGUAUAUAUGUGUGUGUGUGUUUCUAUAAGUUGCAGAAGAGAACAUGGCUACCCCACAGCAGUCAUGACAUGUUGCAUUGCCCUUAGUUCUUUGGUUAUUAGGUGGAAAUAAAAUUGCCUGAGAAUGGAAGCUCUGAUAGACACCAGCACAUGAGAAGCAGCUUGCUACAACAUUUUCCAUCAUGACUGUGACCUUCUCUUCAGUUCUGUAGGAUGAGAUGGUAAAUGAAAGAUGAACAAUGCCUUUUUUUUUGAUGCUCGAGCAGAGGAUCUUCCUAGCAUUUUAAAUCUAUUUCUUCUAGUGAAUUCUUUUCUAACUCAGAAUCCGGAAGCAGCUGCCCACCUGUUGGAAAGAUGAGUCAUGUGUUGGCAGAGGCACCCUGCACUGAGAGCCUUCGUUUUAGGUGCCUCCUCUAUGACCUCAUCACACAGUCAUGCUGUGUGGAUGGAAUCUGAAGCAGAGAGAAAGGGUAGAGCUUUGGGUUGUGAGGCACUUCUGGGGCCCUGUGCCCAAAUGCCUGGGGUCAGACCCUAUAAAAUCCAGCAUCUCUCCCCAUUGACCUGUUAUCAGAAUUUAAGGAAAUCCUGACAUUAGGAAGGACUGUUACAUUGCAUUCUUGAUACAGAAUAGGAUUUGCAAGCCAACUUAAGCAGCUACAUGCUUGAUGGAAUGCUUAUCUGACAAGAGGAUGGAACAGUUAUUGAUCGUCAAACCCUUUGUAGAAUUUAGGUACAAUAUGAUGUUUAAAGCUUUUUUUAUAAUAAUUGGUAAGCUGUUUUGAUACCAUAUAUAUAUUUAUAAACUUUUCUCAAUGGUGCAGCAGUGAACAAAUAAGUGUCUGGGUUUUAAGCUCUUUUAUGUUUCCGUUUAAAACUCCUAUAGCUGAAUUGAAAUCCUGACCUUUCCCCCCCUCCUGCCCUCCACUUUCUGCUUCUGUUCCAGAUAGCCAUUAAUGAUGGCAAGUGGAGGACCUCUUCCACUGAGAUGCUUCCUCUUCAAAUCCUGCUUUUAUGUGCUAAUGCAGGAUAAUAUACAGAAUCUGUUUAGUUUCUCUCUGAAACAAAUGUAAGUGGCAUUGCCAGCUGCAGCUUGAGAUUUAGCAGCAGGCAGAGAGAUCUUUUACAGAGCCCAAAGCACUUUGAGUCUCACUGAUUGAUGUAACUUCUAGUUCAGUAUGAGAGGGACUCUAUAAACUCUGGUUCACUCAAAGAUCUCCAAUGCCACUGGCCCAUAUCACAGCCCACUGUGUGCAACUUCUCUGCAGCCAUUUGUUUCAGUGGAGGCCCGCUGUAAGCUCCACUUAUUCUGUGACGGCCAAACUCGGCCCUCCAGCUGUUUUGGGACUACAAUUCCCACCAUCCCUGACCACUGGUCCUGUUAGCUAGGGAUGAUAGGAGUUGUAGUCCAAAAACAGCUGGAGGGCCAAGUUUGGCCAUCACUGACUUAUAUUAAUGGACAUCAGCAGAUGUGCUUGGUAUCUGUACCUGCUGAGGCCAACAAAGGUGAGAUGCAGUUGGAAUUCAGGUGCAAAUUAUGUAGGACUACUUACUAAGUUCACAUGCCACACAUACCUCUUGAUGUACCAUUUUUUUUAAUUCUAAAGAAUAAAGCAAUGUCCUCUUGUAUUUUUGCCAUCAGAUAGGGAACAUUUUAUAUAUUCUUUACCUGUAAACAAUAGUUUUGUACAAAUUUCAUUGCACUUCCUUAAGUCGUGCUCUUCCUAGACAAGUUUGUACCUUUUUUCCUCUAUCUGUGGUUUUUUUUAUACCAGGCUCUUUGGUGACCCUUUUUCUAUGUUUUUUUCCAAGUGAUCUGAAAUUCUGUAUUUUUUUUGUAAUGUGUUAUUCUUAAAUAAACCCAGCUGUUGAAAUAAUAAUUA
Messenger RNA from Zootoca vivipara (common lizard), 6244 nucleotides. The record is from RefSeq and is a predicted model, not a curated record. Lineage: Eukaryota; Metazoa; Chordata; Lepidosauria; Squamata; Lacertidae.